CCCGUUAUCCUCAUCUGUUGGCCGGGCUCACCUUUGGAGAGCCCCCGAAGCCCUUUCUGUUAGCCUUGACCAGGGUGGGAGGGCCUCCGCCGGAGCUCUGUGGGCUUUUACUUGUGGAGAAGAAAUUAGUGGGGUUCAAGGGCAGUGGAAGGUGUAGCCUUUCAUUCAGCGGCAGCUACAACCACCAAGAACGUACGUCCUGUAGUUACUAGUUACCGACGCUUGGACUAGCGUGUUGGUUUUGAAGACCCGGAGGAUGAGGCUCGUGGCCUCUUGUAGCUCUUCAGUGGAAGAGCGAGUUUCCUCUAUGAAUUGUUCGGGCUGAGAUUCUAAAGAGUCCUUUGAAUCCAGUGCCCUCAACCCGAGUCCUAUCCUAAAAACUGUACAGAAUUUCAAGAUGAGUGAUACUUCUGAAGUGAUUCCAGAUUUUGAAGAGAUGUUUGCAAACAGAUUCACACAAGAUGACAAAGAGUACCAGGAAUACUUGAAACGUCCUCCUGAAUCUCCCCCAAUUGUUGAGGAAUGGAACAGUAGAGCCGGUGGCAACCAAAGAAAUCGAGGCAACUGGCUGCAAGAUAACAGACAGUUUAGAGGUAGGGAUAACAGACGAGGAUGGCCGAGCGACAAUCGAUCAAAUCAGUGGCAUGGACGGUCAUGGGGAAACAAUUACCCACAGCAGAGACAAGAGCCUUACUAUCAACCACAGUACGGACAAUACGGUCACAACCAGCGGCCUCCAUACAGUUACUACUGACAGAAAUGUUACGGCUUUGAACAGAAGACCAUCCAUUUUGAUAACGUGUUCAACGUUUGAUUGUCUUCUUUCGGUCAUAGUUGUUCACUCCGUUUUACAGAAUGGGUUGUUAAUUGUUUAGAACUUGAGACUUGAAUAAAAUUGAUCUUGCUAGAGAUGUGAUGAUUGGUAAUAAAGUGGAUUAUAUAUGAUUUAA
Messenger RNA from Onychomys torridus (southern grasshopper mouse), 950 nucleotides. RefSeq names its product RNA guanine-7 methyltransferase activating subunit (gene Ramac). The transcript has 3 exons. Lineage: Eukaryota; Metazoa; Chordata; Mammalia; Rodentia; Cricetidae. The coding region runs from base 398 to 754 and encodes 118 amino acids. The record is from RefSeq and is a predicted model, not a curated record. Gene Ontology annotation, molecular function: RNA binding. Gene Ontology annotation, biological process: RNA 5'-cap (guanine-N7)-methylation.